This is a messenger RNA of Akanthomyces muscarius, 249 nucleotides long. RefSeq lists its product as uncharacterized. The record is from RefSeq and is a predicted model, not a curated record. Lineage: Eukaryota; Fungi; Ascomycota; Sordariomycetes; Hypocreales; Cordycipitaceae. The transcript has 3 exons. The coding region runs from base 1 to 249 and encodes 82 amino acids.
AUGCUCAGCCAUUCUUCCAAGGUCGGGCCGAAGAGCAACCCAUUGCGGAAUAUGCUUGAGAGCGAUGAGGACGUGGGGGUCAGUCGUUGUCGUUCAACUGGUCAAACCUCCAAGCCUUUCCUGGGACAAGAUAUUAGCGUGUCCCGACUUUCCGCUACACUCGCAGCAUCUGACGCCCGCUCCGUUGAGCCUGGUCCCGCCUCGCCGGCGUACUGCCUGUGGACUGCCACGAUUUCACCUUGUGCUUGA